Messenger RNA from Botrytis cinerea B05.10, 1402 nucleotides. RefSeq lists its product as hypothetical. The record is from RefSeq and is a predicted model, not a curated record. Bases 505 to 1374 code for a protein of 289 amino acids. Gene Ontology annotation, cellular component: COG complex; membrane. The transcript has a single exon. Gene Ontology annotation, biological process: intra-Golgi vesicle-mediated transport; protein transport; Golgi organization. Lineage: Eukaryota; Fungi; Ascomycota; Leotiomycetes; Helotiales; Sclerotiniaceae.
CAGGCAUCAAAGUGUCUGUCACAUAUGAUAUGUCCUUCUAACCUCUUCUUACCCUCCGACUAACCUGACAUAUAAAUUCAAUUGUCAAUCGACGAGGUACAUCCAAUCACGCUCUGUAUCACGCUUGAAAAUCCCUUCACGCCAAGAGAUAAAAGAAGGGAUCUUUCAUCAGCGAUUGUCAUAUCCUCGGUUGUUGUCCUGGGAUUCUGGCUUGACUUUACAGGAGCUUACGUUCGUCGUCUGGGUCCUGUUAUGUAAAUACCGACCGACAAUCUGCUCAUGAAUGCCUGAUCAGCCUUAAAACGAAGAGCUACCCGGGAAUUCCAACGCAACGGAUGAGGGUGGGUGCGCAGAGCAGAGCAUCAUCCGCAAACAUAUCAAUCGAAAAGAACAGAACUCUGAGAAAUAAGAUCUUGAAGCUUGCUCACAAACAUUACUAUCUGAACGCUCGUACUCGUCCUCUCAGAACUUGAUUGGUUCGAAAACCUCUUACAAUUAUCAAAUAUGAGCAAAUUCUACUUUGGUGGAGGAUCGGGUGAUGUUUCCUCAGACGAUGAGGACAAUCUUCCAUAUCCCGAAGCCCUUCCCCGAUCCGAUUUCUUGGCUCCAACUUUUGAUGCACCGACUUAUCUAUCUACAUUAUCAGAUCGUCACCAGACUCUCGAGGAUUUACGUUCCGACCUUCGUGAGCGUUCACAGGGUCUUUCAAAAGAAUUAUUGGAUCUGGUAAAUACCAAUUAUGAGCAAUUUCUAAGCUUGGGCUCGGACCUUAAGGGUGGAGAAGAGAAGGUUGAAGAUGUUAGAGUGGGCCUAUUAGGUUUUAAAAGAGGUGUUGAGGAUGUAAGAGGGAAGGUUAGGGAAAGGAAAUUGGAAGUUGAGGGUCUUCUUGAUGAGAAGAAAAGUGUUACUAAGGAAAUAGCUCUGGGAAGAAAAUUGCUCGAGGUUGAUUCGCGACUCGAAGAGCUGGAGGAUAGGUUAAUGGUUGCAUCCCUUGGUCGGUCACCAAAUGGGCUUGAAGAUUCUUGGAGUGAAGAUGAAGAAGAGGAUGAGGAUGAGGAUGAAGGUGAUCUUGCUAUUGAUGGCGUUGUCAAUGGAACAAGUACGAAAAGGCUUCAAAGAUUUGUGCUAGACUAUCGUAACGUUGAGCACCUGUCAAUCACGAUCGGAUUGGAUCAUCCGUUCAUCGCAGCUCAGCAACCUCGGUUACUACGACUGAAGAACACCAUUGUUCUGGACCUGAACAAUGCUUUGAAGCAAGCAAUGUCUUUAAAAGUAGAAGGUAGACCGCGGCUGGUCAAGAUCAUGGGCAUAUACCGCGAUUUGGGAGCUGGCGAUGAAGCGGUAAAGAUAUUGAGAGAUGUCAAAUCAACAUAGCAGUUGAACCAUGUAUUGUAUAGCUCCA